Mizuhopecten yessoensis (Yesso scallop) is the source of this 2058-nucleotide messenger RNA. RefSeq names its product serine/arginine repetitive matrix protein 2-like. The record is from RefSeq and is a predicted model, not a curated record. NCBI's taxonomy places the organism in Eukaryota, Metazoa, Mollusca, Bivalvia, Pectinida, Pectinidae. The transcript has 2 exons. The coding region runs from base 1 to 2058 and encodes 685 amino acids.
AUGCCCCAAGACCUUGCCGAGAGCAGACCAGCACAGCGGUCAGACCUUGCGGAGAGCAGACCAGCACAGCGGUCAGACCUUGCCGAGAGCAGACCAGCACGGCAGACAGGCUGUCACGCUCAGACCUUGCCGAGAGCAGACCAGCCCAGCAGACAGGCUGUCACGCUCAGACCUUGCCGAGAGCAAACCAGCACAGCAGACAGGCUGUCAUGGUCAUAUCUUGCCAAGAGCAGACCAGCACAGCAGACAGGCUGUCUCGGUCAGACCUUGCCGAGAGCAGACCAGCACGGCAGACAGGCUGUCACGCUCAGACCUUGCCGAGAGCAAACCAGCACAGCAGACAGGCUGUCAUGGUCAGAUCUUGCCAAGAGCAGACCAGCACAGCAGACAGGCUGUCUCGGUCAGACCUUGCCGAGAGCAGACCAGCACAGCGGUCAGACCUUGCCGAGAGCAGUCCAGCACAGCAGACAGGCUGUCACGGUCAGACCGUGCAAAGAGCAGACCAGCACAGCAGACAGGCUGCCACGCUCAGACCUUGCCGAGAGCAGACCAGCGCAGCAGACAGGCUGUCACGCUCAGACCUUGCCGAGAGCAAACCAGCACAGCAGACAGGCUGUCACGGUCAGACCUUGCCGAGAGCAAACCAGCACAGCAGACAGGCUGUCAUGGUCAGAUCUUGCCAAGAGCAGACCAGCACAGCAGACAGGCUGUCACGGUCAGGCCUUGCCGAGAGCAGACCAGCACAGCCGUCAGACCUUGCCGAGAGCAAACCAGCACAGCAGACAGGCUGUCACGGUCAGACCUGGCGAAGAGCAGACCAGCACAGCAGACAGGCUGUCUCGGUCAGACCUUGCCGAGAGCAGACCAGCACAGCGGUCAGUCCUUGCCGAGAGCAAACCAGCACAGCGGUCAGACCUUGCGGAGAGCAGACCAGAACAGCAGAGAGGCUGUCACGGUCAGACCUUGCCGAGACCAGACAAGCACAGCAGACAGGCUGUCACGGUCAGACCUGGCGAAGAGCAGACCAGCACAGCAGACAGGCUGUCAAGCUCAGACCGUGCCGAGAGCAGCCCAGCACAGCAGACAGGCUGUCACGCUCAGACCUUGCAGAGAGCAGACCAGCACAGCGGUCAGACCUUGCCGAGCGCAAACCAGCACAGCGCUCAGACCUUGCCGAGAGCAGACCAGAACAGCAGACAGGCUGUCACGGGCAGACCUUGCCGAGACCAGACCAGCACAGCGGACAGGCUGUCACGGUCAGACCUUGCCGAGAUCAGACCAGCACAGCAGACAGGCUGUCACGGUAAGACCUUGCAAAGAGCAGACCAGCACAGCAGACAGGCUGUCAAGCUCAGACCGUGCCGAGAGCAGACCAGCACAGCAGACAGGCUGUCAAGCUCAGACCUUGCCAAGAGCAGACCAGCACAGCAGACCAGCACAGCAGACAGGCUGUCACGGACAGACCUUGCCGAGAGCAGACCAGCACAGCAUACAGGCUGUCACGGUCAGACCUUGCCGAGAGCAGACCAGCCCAGUAGACAGGCUGUCAUGGUCAGACCUUGCCGAGAGCAGACCAGCACAGCAUACAGGCUGUCACGGUCAGACCUUGCCGAGAGCAGACCAGCACAGCUGACCAGCACAGCAGACAGGCUGUCAAGCUCAGACCGUGCCGAGAGCAGACCAGCACAGCAGACAGGCUGGCACGGUCAGACCUGGCCAAAGCAGACCAGCACAGCAGACAGGCUGUCACGAUCAGACCUUGCAGAGAGCAGACCAGCACAGCGGUCAGACCUUGCCGAGAGCAGACCAGCACAGCAGACCAGCACAGCAGACAGGCUGUCACGUUCAGGGCUUGCCGAGAGCAGACCAGCACAGCGGUCAGACCUUGCCGAGCGCAAACCAGCACAGCGGUCAGACCUUGCCGAGCGCAAACCAGCACAGCGCUCAGACCUUGCCGAGAGCAGACCAGAACAGCAGACAGGCUGUCACAGUCAGACCUUGCCGAGACCAGACCAGCACAGCAGACAGGCUGUCACGCUCACACCUUGCCGAGAGUAG